This is a messenger RNA of Mya arenaria, 1227 nucleotides long. RefSeq names its product prolactin-releasing peptide receptor-like. Lineage: Eukaryota; Metazoa; Mollusca; Bivalvia; Myida; Myidae. Bases 1 to 1227 code for a protein of 408 amino acids. Gene Ontology annotation, cellular component: membrane. Gene Ontology annotation, biological process: G protein-coupled receptor signaling pathway. Gene Ontology annotation, molecular function: neuropeptide Y receptor activity. The transcript is spliced from 5 exons. The record is from RefSeq and is a predicted model, not a curated record.
AUGGAAGACGGUUCGUACCUACAAGUGCUCGAUGAGAUAGAGAAGCACAUCAGCAACUACACAUUGAACUCCACUAACGGCUCCCUCUCCCUGGAGGGACGCACACUUUACGAGGUACCAACCUUUGUGGUCGCCGUGCUAGCAGUUCUUUAUGGAUCAAUAUCAAUUAUUGCCAUUGUAGGAAAUGGUUUAGUUAUAUUCGUUAUUGCAAAGGACAAGCGAAUGCAGACUGUAACAUAUAUCUUUAUAGCCAACCUUGCUUCAGCGGACAUCAUUAUCGGGCUGUUUGCUAUUCCAUUUCAAUUUCAACCGGCUCUACAUCAGAGAUGGGACUUUCCUCACUUUAUGUGCAAGGUAGCGCCUUCGUUUAAAGACCUCUCCGUCAGUGUAAGCGUGUUUACGUUGACAAUAAUAUCGCUUGAUCGCUACGUUGCCGUGAUCUAUCCACUAAAAGCAGGAUUCACCAGGUGCCAAGCCAUUCUAAGCCUGGUUCUCAUCUGGGGAUUAGGCAUUGCAUCUAUUGUACCACAGGCGUAUUACUACUCGGUGAAGCCAGUCUACGAUCCUGUUGUCCGCGAUUUCAUGCCAUACUGCUCGCCGAGUUGGUCAAAGGACUUCGGAAAGAUUUACUACUGGGUAUUGGUUCUGGCCCAGUAUGUUUUACCUCUGAUCGCCAUCACAUUGGCCUACUCACGGAUAGCCGUUACGAUUUGGGGCACGAAGGCGCCUGGCUACAACCUCGACAGGGAACGGGACAUGGCCAGACAACGAACGAGAAGAAAGGUGGUGAAGAUGCUGAUCGUGGUUGUUCUCCUGUUUGUCAUAUGCUGGCUUCCCCUCCAGGUUUACCACAUCAUCUCAGAGAUCAGACCCCAGAUAAACGAUUACAAGUACAUCAACGUCAUUUGGUUUUGUUCCAAUUGGCUGGCCAUGAGCAAUUCCUGUUACAACCCUUUUAUCUACGGGCUUUUAAAUGAGAAAUUCAAACGAGAGUAUCACCAGCUUUUCUCCAAAUCUCGGUGCAUGGGUAGAAAGAACGGAAGCAGUAAUUCGUCCAUUUUGACGGGAAAUGACGGCUCAGAUGGAAUAAAUGGCUCAAAAAGAAUCACGCUCACAUUUAGACCGAGUAGUUUCCGGCCGUGUAAGGAAUGGGCGAGCGGGCGACAGAGGCCUAGGGUUGCCUACGCUACAUGCGUCACUGUGGACCGCCAAGUCACUGGAUUUUGA